GUACAAGUUACAACAAGCAAACCACAAGAUGCCGCAAGCAACCGUCCGUGUCUUCUCGGCAUGGCUGCCACGCAGCGCUUUCAUUUCGUGUAGAAAACCUAGCUUCAUUUAUAGCAUUAAGAAGUGCCCAUUAGAGAACAACUUUUGCAGAGAGAAGAGAUAUGGCUACAGAGAUUGAGGACUCAUUGGCAACAACAGCACCUCUUGCACCUGUUACUUAUGAGAGACCUGUUCGAGAUAACUUGGAAGAUACCCUCCCUAAGCCUUACAUGGCAAGAGCAUUGCAAGCUCCUGAUACAGAAAAUCCUCAUGGAACACCCGAACAUAAGCAUCAUGGCUUGAGUGUCCUCCAGCAGCAUGUUGCCUUUUUCGACCAAGAUGGCAAUGGAAUAGUUUACCCAUGGGAGACUUAUACUGGAUGUCGUGCAAUUGGUUUCAAUCCAAUUCUCUCCCUUAUCUUGGCUGUUGCUGUCAAUGGAGCGUUGAGCUAUGCUACUCUGCCUGGAUGGUUUCCUUCCCCACUUUUCCCCAUAUACAUAAAUAACAUACAUAGAGCCAAGCACGGCAGUGAUUCAGGAACAUAUGACACCGAAGGAAGAUAUAUGCCUGUCCAUUUUGAAAACGUUUUCAGCAAGUAUGCUAAUACAGUGCCUGACAAGUUAUCCUUUAGAGAGAUCUGGAACCUGACAGAGGGACAGCGACUCGCCUUCGACUUCUUUGGAUGGUUUGCGUCCAAGUUAGAAUGGGGUAUCCUCUACAUUCUUGCAAGAGAUGAUGAAGGCUAUCUGUCUAAAGAAGCUAUUCGGCGCUGUUUUGAUGGUAGCUUGUUCGAGUAUUGUGCUAAAAUGAACAGGGGAAGUGAGGCUAAGAUGCGUUAAUGGCUCCCAUAGCUAAUGAUACUAGUGUAAUAAGUUGAGAGACCAGCUCAGAUUAGGUAUCUUGCAGGAAGCCUAGAACUAGCAAAGAAAAUCGUUUAUAUAGUUCUGUGUUCUGUUAUGUUUGGCGUGCAUACUAAUAAGUUUGUGAAGUUUAUUUCCCCCUUUCAGCUAUAAUGUUGUGGAUAUGUUGUUUCCCUAA
Molecule: messenger RNA, 1077 nt
Organism: Hevea brasiliensis (rubber tree)
Lineage: Eukaryota; Viridiplantae; Streptophyta; Magnoliopsida; Malpighiales; Euphorbiaceae
Product: peroxygenase
Exons: 6
Coding region: 162-878 (238 amino acids)
Molecular function (GO): calcium ion binding; monooxygenase activity
Source: RefSeq, a predicted model, not a curated record